Molecule: messenger RNA, 948 nt
Organism: Xenopus laevis (African clawed frog)
Lineage: Eukaryota; Metazoa; Chordata; Amphibia; Anura; Pipidae
Gene: hebp2.L
Product: heme binding protein 2 L homeolog
Exons: 4
Coding region: 56-682 (208 amino acids)
Cellular component (GO): cytoplasm
Molecular function (GO): heme binding
Source: RefSeq, a predicted model, not a curated record
ACACAGUACUUGCCUGCACUUGCUGCUCACUGAAAACUCUGUCCUGCAUUUCAACAUGAACAACAUGGGGCCCCUGCUGCUGCUGAGCUUUCUCUCUCUCUCUGGGACUACAGUGAGGGCUGAAGAAGGGGCUUCUACUAAUGGCGAGUUUCCUGAAUUUUGUGGCAAACAAGAAUGUCCCAAAUUCCGUCUGGUGCAGAAAUAUGAUUCUUUUGAACUCCGAGCUUAUGAAGGAACCCAGUGGGUGACAACAGAAAUGAAUGAUGGAUUCCUAGGCUUUGGAAUGGUCACAAGCUUCAGGCGCUUAUUUAAUUAUAUCUCUGGCAAGAACUCCCAAGGACUAAAGAUUGAAAUGACUGUGCCGGUACUUAUACAGUAUCCAUUAAAAGACACGCGUCGCAAUGCUACCAUGUCCUUCUUCUUGUCACCUUCCCUAGUGAAUCCCCCUCAACCCCAGGACCCUGCUGUUUAUCUUGAAAACACUCCCCCGGUAUCUGUAUAUGUCUUGUCUUUUGGAGGCUAUGCAUUGGACUAUGACUAUAAGAAGAAAGCCAAGGCACUUGCAGAAAAGCUGGGAAAACAGGGCCUGUCUUUUGAUGAUUCCGUCCGCACUACUGCAGGCUACAAUGAUCCAUUUACACUGCUUAAUCGGCACAAUGAAGUCUGGUACAAAGCAAAGUGAAACACAGAAAAAUAGUUCUAAACAGUACUAAUGUGUAUACAGCCUAUAGAGACUCAUGUAAUGCCAAGCAAGGCUGAUACAGUGCUAUGAUAAGGAAUGCUGCUUGGCGUUUAGCUUUUAUCCCUCUUUAUUAUUAACAGCAUUAUAACAUCUCAAACCAAAAAACCUGUUUUAGAUAUAGCUCUGCAGGGAGUUACUGUAUUUUUUCAUGGCCUUUGUACAAAAAAAAUUUUUAUUACUCAAUAAAAAAAUUUUGAUAUUUUGAA